AUGGUAAAUCAUGAAAUUUUUACUAAUUCCAACAAAAAUUUACCGAAAAUAAGUCCGAAAGUAGCUGGUAUUUCGUUUUUGGAACUACCAACUCUAUAUAAGAAAAAGCCAAAUUUAGGCAUUAGUGAAGGAAUAUUGAGGAGACAUUUUAAAAAAAUGUCACUAAGUGGAUUGGAUUUAUUUAUUUCAGGUAAAUUAAAAAAAAUUGUUUAUUUAAAGGAAGAAAAGAUUAAAUUAGAAGCAGAAUUAGUGUCUAUUAAAAAAGUGGUCGAAUUGACAAAAUGUAACGAAAAGAAUAGAAAAAAAAAGGGUAAGAAAUCUAGAAAAUGCAGAGACACUCAAACCCAAAUAAAAAAGAUUGAAUCUAAAUUAAAGGAAGUAAAUAAAACGAUUACUCAUCAUAAAAAUGAUUUAAUUAAGGCCAAAUACCAAAGGAAAAAAAUGUUAUUAAAAAGUGGUCAACAGGAGGAAGUGGCACAAAAAGAACAAGAAGAAAAGACUGAGGUUGCAGAAUCGUCUAAAUCCACUGAUACUAAUACUGCAGGAAUUGCCACUAGCACUCCCACUACCGAACCCACUACUACCUCCACUCCCACACCAACUACCACCUCCACUCCCACUACCACCUCCACUGCCAAACCCACUGCUACACCAACUGCUACACCAACUGCUACACCCACUGCUACACCCACUGCUACACCAACUGCUACACCCACUGCUACACCAACUGCCAAACCCACUGCUACACCAACUGCUACACCAACUGCUACACCCACUAGAAGUAUUUCCGUUACCAGCACCGCUGAUAUUCCUAGUAACUUUAUAACAAAUUCCGGCUCACUUAAUUCCGAGAUGUUUAAAAGCCUGACUGGAGAUUACUUGUUAUACCUGGACCCCAAAAAGGAAGACAUCAGAAAAUUAGCACAAGGAUUAAGAAGCUCAGUUUCUACAUUCGUAGAGACUAUCUUAGCGGAUGAUAUAAUAAAAGAAGUUAAACAAUUCAAGUGUGAAUUGGAAGUCUUAAAUAAGUUGUUUGUCAUAAAAUUUAGGGUUUCAAAGGCUUUAGAAAGAGCUAAAAAGAGGUAUAGUGAAACUUCUAAUGUGGGCCAAAGUAACUUUUUGAUUAACCAUUUGGGGAAAGCUAAACAACCAGUAAAAGAAACAGAAAAAGUUAUUUUGCUCUUACUAGAGCUAGUGGAUUAUUUAAAUAAGUUACUUGAAAUUUGUGAGAGAAUAUACAACGUUACUCCAAAUGCAAAAGAAGAUUUCUAUCAUUUGUUAAUAAAAACAAAAGAAUGUGAGUUUUCUAAUUACGAAACAGUAUUGGAUUUAAGACAGUUUUUGAUAUCGAAUUAUAAUAAAUUUCCAGUUAAGUCAAGAUAUGGAGCUAGAUUAUUUAUUUACUUAAUAACUCAAUUGGGUGGAUUUAAUCAGUUAAAAGACUGUCUAUCUUUAAAAAAGCUACAAAAUUGGAUGUAUUUAAAAACCAAAUAUACUAAUCAAGUGGAAAAGUACAAAAGAAAGUUGCAAGCAAUGUCAUGCAAUGCAUGCAAUCAUUUAAAUUAUGAAUGCACACGUAAUAUAUGUAUUACAGAAUCAACAAGGUUCAUUUUAACAGAAAAAAUUACAAUUUAUAAUUUACUUAUUAAAUUAUUGUUCAAAUUACUAAAUCAAUGUAACGAAAUUUUAGCUACAAAUCAAUCUGAGUUAGAAUUAAAGGCAGAAGCUCAGGCUUAUAGAAAGGAAUGUAAAUAUGUAUAUAAUAUUAGAAAUUCAUUAAAACUACUUGGGAUAUAUAAAAAUUUGUCUGAAGAUCAGGGAAAACAAGUAACAAAUAAUAUGCAUAAAUAUAUUCAAAAUAUACCUGGUUUUAAGCUAAUUUUUGAUUCUCAUGACUGUAAUGCCGAAUUGGUUACAAUGUUACUAGAGUUUAUCUCAAGAUUAAAUCAAAUUAAAGAAUUAGAGAAUUCUGAUUCAAAUUUAUAUGAAAACCCAAAUUUAAGUGAGGCAAAAAAUAAUAAAAUUCAUUCAUUGAAAUAUUUGAUAAAAUUGUCAUUGGACAUGAUUUCUUUUUGUUUAACUUUUGGUUCAUUUGCACAAGAUAUUAGUGAAGAAGCGACUAAGUUUAACUUUAAUCAGAAAUUAAAGCGAGAAAUUAAUAUCAAUUCUGAUUUACAUGAUCCGAAAGUUUUGGAGGGAUUACAAUUAUUACUUAGUGAAAAACACGUAUAUUCAAGCUUGGAAUGUAAUUUUAAGAAUAUAAUGUUAAUUAUAAAAGAGAUACAAGAAAGUGAAGAUCUAAUACAUUUUUAUCAGGAAAAGUUACAAAAUGAAGUUCAUUUUCAUGGUAGUUCUGGAAAAGAACAUAUAGAUGAGAUAAUAAAUAAAAGAAAUAGUUUAUUGGGUAUUUCAAUGAAUAAUAAUAAUAAUUGUCCAGUUUGUAAUUCAACCAAAGUUAAGAGAAAUAUUUCAGUUGAGAAAUAUUAUUUAAAAUUAUUAAUGGAAUUUUUAGAUUUUUGUAUUCAAAAAAAGAUGCCUGAUUUAAUAAGGAAGGAUAAUAGUAAGAGUUUUGGUUCAUCAAAGGAUUUAGUUGAGUUGACUGAUUUUGGAGUUGAUAAAAAAGAAUACUUGAAAUCCAUAGGUAAAAUGUACAAUGGAAUGGUGAAAAACUUACUAUCAGAUUAUAUAAUACUUUUAUUAAACGUAUUGGGAAAAUUCGAGAUGGAAAUAUUAAAUACUUUAUUGAAUAAAAUGUCAGUAAAUAUAAGUGGGUUAAAUGAAUGCACAGCUGAGAAAAUUCUUGCUUUGGAAAAAUCUUUGGAGAAUACUAUUAAACUUAAACACAGGCUAAAUCAACGCAAUUAUAACAAUAAAUAUGAGGAGAUUGGUCAUAAAAAUGCUAAUAGAGGACAAGUGGAUUAUAAUGGUUUUAUGAACAGUGAUUUAAUGGUUACUAAAAGAUUACAUGGAAGACUAGAAGAUGUAUUGGAAGCCUUAGUAUUGAUAAUCAAAGAUAUUUUGAAAAGAUGUGGGAGUGUAGUAGAAGAUAUUAAAAAAGGAGGAAAUGAUGUAUCUACAAUGCCUUCAUUACAAUAUUUUACACGGAAUGUGUUAUCUGGACUUUUAUUAGAUCAGGAAAAGAUAACAAAAACAUUUUUUGAGUUAACAUCUAAUUUUGAUAUAUUUGGUCACUUAAUUACUUGUUUGGAAAAUAAUUAUUUAAAUCUUUUGUUAAAGUAUAAUACAUUAUUUGAGGAAUUUAAUCGGAGAUUGGAUGAUUACUUGAAUAGAUACUCAUCUGGAAUUGGUAUACAUUAUGAAGAAGAUGGUGAUCGUUUAAAAGGAUAUGUUCAACAAAGUCAUAAACAUUUUGGUUUAAAGCAUGGGUGUACAAAAUGUAAUUAUUAUGAGGAUUUAAUGGUAAUUGCUGGGUAUGCUUUAGCUUUGGAAUACUUUUUAUCAGCAAUAUUUGCUUGUGUACAAAGGGUUGAGGGAAAUAAUGGAUUAGGCCAAAUAAAAAAAUAUCAACCAUUUAAAGAGGGUGGGAAGGAUAAUAUUGUAUAUAAGAGUAUAGAUGAAAUAUUAAGGUUGGAGAAUAUAAAUUCUAUAUUAAGUCAGAAUGUAUUAUCGAGCAAAAGCCACCCAUUAAAUAAAUUUAUUGAUAAUUAUAAAAUCAAACCAGAAAAAUGUACACAAAGUUUUAUAAAAGAGUUAAUUGAAAAGAUAAAAGAAAUUGAAGGGAUAAGAAAUCGAACAAAAAUGAAUAAUCAUGUGGAAUUGAAAAAUACAGGAUUAUUUUUAAAUGUUUAUUCGAGCAUAUUAAAGUUUUGUUAUAGAUUUGGUAUUUUUGAAUUAUUUAAAUCCCAAUUAAAUACUCCCGAGGUAAAAAUGAGUAAAGUUGGUUUGGAAUUUUUCCCUAAUUUAAUGGAGUUUGAAUUUCCAGAUUUUCCUUUGAAAGAUGGAUUACUCUCAGAUAUUGAGCUUUUUGGCUUUGACUUUCUUGGGGAAGAUGGAGAUUAUUCGUCACAAUUUGAUUUGGAAACUGGAAAAUUAAUUUCAAAAUUAAAAGAGGAUGAGAUUUAUUUAUCAGCUUUUGAUGAGAAAUAUGGAUCUAGAGGAAGUUCUUUGGGUUUAGUUAGAACUGGGGAGAGGUCCUCGGAAGAAUCUGGAGAGGAAUCUUUGGAAUCGAAAAUCUGGGGAGGAUCUUGGGUAGAUCCUGAACAAACAGGAUCUUGGAAAGAAUCUUUGAAAGAAUCUUUGAAAGGAGCUUGGAAAGGAGCUUGGAGUGGAAGUUCAAAGAAGAGUUUGAAAGGAACUUUGAAAGCAACUUUGAAAGGAAGUUUGAAAGGAAGUUCUAAAGGAACUUGGAGUAUUCCUGGACUCACUGGUAAAAAAGAUGGGGGUAACAAAAAGAAAUGGGGGGAGGAAGGAAAGCUUGUAUUUCCAAUAAUGACAGUAUUAUCAGAAGCAGGCCCUGAACAAGAUGUAUUAGAGAUGUUAGAUUAUGAAUCAUUGUUAUAUUUGAAUUUGGUUAAACAUACAGAAAUUGCCAGUGAAUUAUCUUCUUUAUUGGUUACAAAAACAUUAAGGACAAUGAUUAGGUUUUUAACUGGAUGUAAUUUAAAUUUAUUAUAUAUGAUAAAUUCUAGGAUUUUAACAAUUAAGAAUAUAAUGAUUGGAAUACUAAUACAUAUUGAUUAUUGUGGUGGACCCACAGGUUGUGAUGCAUUAUUAGAAUUAUUGAAAAGCUUGAUUAAGGAAUUAGAGUCAUAUUUAGUUAAGUGUAUGAAACUUAAUAAGUAUAAAAAACCUUGGUUACAUGUUAAAAAGCUUAGAAGCCAUAAAGAGGAUAUAACCAAUUUAUUAUUGGCAUAUUUCAGAGAUGAUACAAAUAUACCAAAAGAUUGCUUUUCUAUUAACUUGAAUGAUGCUUCCAGGUAUAUAAGUUUGCUAUUUGAUAGAUCUAAAAGACUUGCUUUUAUUAUAGGAAUGACGAAAGCAGUUAUUCAAGCUAAGUCAGAUGGAGCUAGUAAUUCUAUAAAUUCAGGCACCUUGGCAGAAUUAGAAUUGGAGGAGAUGAUUGUUAAUUCAGCAAUUAAUAGGAAUCAACAUUUAUUCUUAGUUUGUAAAGAGUAUAUAGAAUAUAUUAAAAAUGAAUCAGUAGAAUCAGUUGAUGUUCUUAAUACUAUAGAGAAUUUAGAUGCUUUAGUUGCCAUUAGUAGCGACCAAAUUGAGGAAUUUAAUUCUAAGGUUUCCGGAGCCGUAAUUUACGGUGUAUCAGGAACUGGUGGUAUUGGAGCCAGUGGUAUUGGAGCCAGUGGUAUUGGAGCCAGUGGUAUUGGAGCCAGUGGUAUUGGAGCCAGUGGUGUUGGAGCCAGUGGUAUUGGAGCCAGUGGUGUUGGAACCAGUGGUAUUGGAGCUAGUGGUAUUGGAACCAGUGGUGUUGGAGCUGAAGGUAUUGGAGCUGAAGGUAUUGGAGCUGAAGGUAUUGGAGCUGAAGGUGUUGGAGCUGAAGGUGUUGGAGCUGAAGGCAUUGUGACUGGAACUACGUGGUAUUUAACUAAUGAAAAUGAUAUUUGGGCAGAAACAACUACUGGAACUGGUAAUGCUUAUACAAACAAAGACAAAAUUCAAAGGGCAGUUGAAGAAAGUACGGGAUACAAUACAGACCUAGAUAUUUAUACCGAUAGCUCUCAAUCUACAAAAAAAGAAAAAAAAUCGGGACCUAAGCAUAGUACUGAUUCAUAUCAAAGUUCAAAAAAUAUUUAUUCUGUUUUACUCGAAGAUCCAGAAGUCAAAAAUUUCUAUUCAUUAUAUUUAUCCUUAGAUAAGAACCCUCUUCCUUUAAUGCAAUUAAUUGAAAUAGCGGGAUUUGACAAACAAACUCUUAUUGAAAUAUUACUUCGUAAUCUUGAAUAA
Cryptosporidium ubiquitum is the source of this 5919-nucleotide messenger RNA. RefSeq lists its product as uncharacterized. The record is from RefSeq and is a predicted model, not a curated record. Bases 1 to 5919 code for a protein of 1972 amino acids. The transcript has a single exon. Lineage: Eukaryota; Apicomplexa; Conoidasida; Eucoccidiorida; Cryptosporidiidae.